AUGGCCCUCAGCUCAGCUGGCUGCAGUGACCCAUUUUACAUGCCACAGGCACACUGGUGUGUGGAUCUUGCUCCCUAUGUGAUCAGUUUAGAGGCUGGGCUGGCAGACACAAAAGUCAGGGUGCCAGAUGUGUACACCAGCUCCUUUCUUGGAGACUCUGGCAACCUGGAACAGAAGGAGAGCAUGAAGCUCAUGUGUUCGUCAGUCCAGAAAGCCCUGUUUGAGGAGGAGGACCAUGUUAAGAAGCUGCAGCAGAAGGUGGCCACCCUUGAGAAACGGAACAAGCAGCUUCGGGAUCGGGUGAAGAAGGUCAAGAGAUCGUUGAGGCAGGCCCGGAAAAAUGGUCGCCACCUGGAGCUGGUGAACCAGAAGCUCAGCGAGAAGUUAGCAGCUGCGGCAGGUGCCAUCCCACACAUUAAUGCCCUGGGGCAGGAGCCACCAGGUGCCACCUACCUGCGGGGGUAACAGGGACUGAGUAGUGGCCUUGCCUGGCCCUGCUGGAGCAUGCCACCUCUUACCAGGGAAUGUAAAGUGAUGGCAGGUUUGUGCACAUAGGUCAAAAAGUCUUGUAGAUGAUGUUUUUAAUAUGAAUUUGGUAGCGCCUAGUUGCUUUAAGGGGCAAGUCUUGCUAUUUCCUUGGUUGCUGGGCUCCUUCCCCUCCCUGCCUUGCUGCCAGGCUGGCUGCUCGCAAGGCCAGAACCAGCAAAAUCCUAGAGUGUCAUGUACUUGCCUGGAACCUGUCCUCAGCUUUCAGAAACACCCUGGAAAGCGUACUUACUGUGGAAGGAGCAUUUUAGAAUCUCUAGAUGUAUAAGAAUCAAGAGGUUCAGCCUUAAUUCGGAAGAGCAGCAGUAUGAUCUCAGCUCGGAGCUCCAGGACCACCAAUAGUUUUGAGGAGGGGUCUGCAGCAAGUUGUGGAACCUCCUGGUGUCUUAUUUGCCACAGUUUUGGAAGGAGGAUUUCAGUCUUGCAAAGCACCCCAGGAUGCCUGUAAAUAAACAUGUGCAUAGUGCCCCUACUCCAGCCAGCAUUUCCUCAGAGCUGAGGCAUUGUAAGCCUUAAUAUAAGGUCAUAACAGGUAGUGUAUUGAGUUGGGGGGGGGGGUAGCAGUUAGUUGAACAAGAUGAAUUAUAGCACCUAAAGAGGAUACCUGUUGGUCACCUUAAUCUAAAGGGGAAUUGCUUUUACAGACUGGCCAUGUUUGAUCAAACCAUGUACCAGAGUUGGAAGAGUCUGACCAAUAUCUCAGCCAUUUGCUAAGUGCUAACAUUGCUUGUUCAUUAACUCCUUCCAGUGCCUCUGAUUUGGAGGUGAGUUGACCCAGGACACUGUUAACGUCUAUUCUGCAAAGACACCUUCUUACCUAAUAGAAUCACGUUUCCCAUCCAGGCAGUUCUACAGAGUCUUGCCAUAAGCAUUUUCACUGCAAACAUUUUUGCCAUGUAACUCAUUAGCUGUACGAUAACGUUGCUGUAAGAGAUAAAAUAAUUGAUAAUUUGGUUUCAUUUCUCCAUUGACAGACUUCCCAUUUUUAUAUUCCAUGAAUCUUAGCCCUCCUACUAGUCAAUACAGUGACCAAUACACAUGGUGGUCUUAAGAUAGUGGAUGAUAACUACAUAUAUAGACUUGAUAGAAAGUACAGUAAGAAAACUAGCAGUGUGAAAUGAAACCGUAAGGUCGGAUUGCAUACCGAACUAUCAUGCAGAAUGGUAAUUCAUUAGGUAAAAUAACUCAGCUAGAAAAGCAUUACAACAUCUAUCAAGAAGGCUUCCAUCAUACAACACAAACCUCAGUUACAAAUGUGCAUCCCAGUAUUUAGAAAACGGACACUUCUCUUAAUGUGGUAUAAAAAUUAUUUCUUCAUUAUGUCCUUCUUGAGGUCUCAGUUUUUGUUAUUUUAUCUUUUAUGGCCAAAUGGCCUACGGACCAGUGAGUUAUGCAGUGAAAACUCUUGUGGCAAAUAUGCCUAGGGUGACAUGGUUCCAGGCAUUCCAAGCACUUUCACGGCCCAGGACUGCCCAGCCCUGGGAGGAAUGUUUGCACAUGAGUCUACAUGCCAAUGCAUCUAGUUUUGUACAUAAUCAGAGCUCUUCACCCUCUUUGGAAAGAAAGCUUUAAGGACAGUACAAGCAAAAGGAGUAUCCACUAGAUCUAACAUCUGAGCCCUUACUUUAGUAGCAUUUGAUCUAGUCCCAGUUGUGUUAUUCAGAAGGAAGCGGAGUGGUCAUCUUGUAAGUGUCUUCUGAUGGACUUCCAACUCUACAAGUCUCCCUUCUGUGCUGUUCCAGAUGGAACCUGCAAAUUUCUCAUUAGGAAAUCUCCCCAUAGGUCACCCCAGAUACUUGAAUGCCUGAUGAUGAUGUCCUUUCCCUGGGAAAUGGCUAUUACACUGUCAGAUUUCCCUUCCACGGCCUGUAGUUAAUCCACGUUCUUCUUGCUCCGGCAGUUGGUUGGGAGGAUGGACUUGUGUCACUUGAGAGGCAAGCUGAUGCUCAAGGGGAGAAGUCUACACUCUGGACUGGAUGGAAGGGCAGCUUUUGCUUCAUUUCCAAGCUUCUUCCGCUCCUUGAUUGAUUAGCUAUAUUCUUUAUAGUAUGGUACAAUGGUUUAUUCUUUCUGGGGUCAUUUCAUUAAAGCACUUUUGCUUCCACCCAAGGGACUGACAAGCCUAAGGGUGAUUUAUAGCUAGUGUUUUGAGAACUGUGGAACUGGAUCCCUACAGAUGCAUUAUGUCCUACCUUUUUAAUAAAUAUGAGCAGUAUUUCAGCCACAA
This is a messenger RNA of Hyaena hyaena (striped hyena), 2773 nucleotides long. RefSeq names its product coiled-coil domain-containing protein 3-like. The transcript is spliced from 3 exons. Bases 1 to 465 code for a protein of 154 amino acids. Lineage: Eukaryota; Metazoa; Chordata; Mammalia; Carnivora; Hyaenidae. Gene Ontology annotation, biological process: negative regulation of gene expression. The record is from RefSeq and is a predicted model, not a curated record. Gene Ontology annotation, cellular component: extracellular region.